Neoarius graeffei (lesser salmon catfish) is the source of this 1121-nucleotide messenger RNA. RefSeq names its product IQ motif containing C (gene iqcc). Gene Ontology annotation, molecular function: protein binding. The record is from RefSeq and is a predicted model, not a curated record. The coding region runs from base 168 to 866 and encodes 232 amino acids. Lineage: Eukaryota; Metazoa; Chordata; Actinopteri; Siluriformes; Ariidae. The transcript has 6 exons.
GACAACACACCUACACAAGCGCACUAUCUAGGGUAUACAUACCGGCUUUUCUGAAGGCUACAUAGUACACUAAUCUGUUGAAUUGGGCGCUAUUUGGGAUCGAGCCUGAGAAUCCGCUUCCAACAACAGAGCGUUGAGAAACUUCAUGAUGUUUAAGAAUAACCGUAAUGGGGAGACAGGAAUGGAUAAAUAAUAUCAUAUAUUUCCAGGCGCGGUGUCGCGGAUAUUUGAUGCGGAGAGAGCUGCAGCGUGUCCAGGCUGAAUAUGAGGACAUCGUGAGGGAGCUGGAGGGAGGUGUGGAGCACCUGAGCUGGAGAGGACACUUCAUCCCCAAACCUCACUUCAGUGAUGCUGAUAUGGACAGCACCUUUUUCAGUUAUCCUCAACCAAAGAUCCAGAUCCAGGAAUGUUCUCAGGGUGUGGAGGAAGUGAACGUGCAGGAUGAACGACCUGAGGUCCUGGUGAGGGAUGAAGAACCGAGUUGCAGCCCAGAGAGAGACUGCAGAGAGACCAGCUCACCACCAGGGGGCGAUACAGAGCGAGAGGGAAUGCAGCGGGACAGUGUGGCUGAAAAGACUGCUCUGGAUCUGCACUUGAGCAGCAGCGUACUGCAGCAUGCUUCUCCGAUGCAUACUCGACUGCAAGAUAUCGCACACACACCUGAAGCUCUGAAGCAGCAUAGAAACACUCUGGCCAUGGAGCUGCUGUGGAUCCAACAGGCCAUCGCCAGCAGGAAGAAAGACGUGAAAGGUGAACCUAUGGAUGAUCAUUUGCAGCUAAUGAAAGAGGAGUGUAUAAAAGUGAUUCAAAACUUUGCCAGACGAGUACAGUAUCUGACCCUGAAGCAGAAGAUGGAUAUGCCAUAGCAACAAAGGACCUGGAAAUGCUGAAAAAGUGGACACUUGAGUCUUCAGUGGCUUCACAAGUGAAGAUUUAAUUGGACAUGAACGCGACCUUGUUCUUGACCUUGUUCAGUAUAUUCUCCUGUCACCUGAAGAAAACAGGAUGUAAAGGCGACUUGAUAUCAAAACGUGACGCUUUGUCUGUUGAUUUCAUUUUUUUUUACCUUCUAUGAAGAUAAUCUUUCAUAAUAAUAAUAAAUGCUAUUUAUUUUGAACACA